Molecule: messenger RNA, 501 nt
Organism: Lasiosphaeria miniovina
Lineage: Eukaryota; Fungi; Ascomycota; Sordariomycetes; Sordariales; Lasiosphaeriaceae
Product: Redoxin
Exons: 3
Coding region: 1-501 (166 amino acids)
Biological process (GO): cellular response to oxidative stress; hydrogen peroxide catabolic process; cell redox homeostasis
Cellular component (GO): mitochondrion; peroxisome; cytoplasm
Molecular function (GO): thioredoxin peroxidase activity
Source: RefSeq, a predicted model, not a curated record
AUGCCGGGUCUCAAGGCUGGCGAUUCGUUCCCCGAGGGGGUGAAGUUCACCUAUGUUGCGCCGACAGGGCAGCUGGACUUGACGACGUGCGGCCUGCCCAUCAAGUACGACGCCAGCGAGGAGUUCAAGAAUAAGAAAGUCGUGAUCGUCGCCGUGCCCGGGGCCUUCACGCCGACAUGCCAAGAACAGCACGUCACGUCGUACCUGGCGAACCUCGACAAUCUCAAGGCCAAGGGCGUCGACCAGGUCGUCUUCAUUGCCAGCAACGACCACUUUGUCAUGGCGGCGUGGGGCAAGGCAAACGGCGUCAAGGACGACUCGAUUCUGUUCAUGUCGGACACUGGACUAGCAUUCAGCAAGAGCAUUGGUUGGACUAAGGGAGACCGUACGCUGAGAUACGCCAUUGUUGUCGACCACGGCAAGGUUGUCUAUGCCGACACGGACGACGUCCCCAAGAGCAUCGGCAAGUCUGGUGCCGAGGCCGUGUUGUCCAAGCUCUGA